Molecule: messenger RNA, 1131 nt
Organism: Aspergillus mulundensis
Lineage: Eukaryota; Fungi; Ascomycota; Eurotiomycetes; Eurotiales; Aspergillaceae
Product: phospholipase D regulator
Exons: 2
Coding region: 1-1131 (376 amino acids)
Biological process (GO): positive regulation of catalytic activity
Cellular component (GO): fungal-type vacuole; cell periphery
Source: RefSeq, a predicted model, not a curated record
AUGGCCCAGGAUGUGCGCGAAGUUCGAGUCCAGCCUCCCGACUCCAGUCUACAUUCAAACGAGCCGUUGACGGAGAAACCGUCAGUCCCAGAAUGGUCUUCAACACCCUCGAAGCAUUUGCCCAGCGGACAGAACAGCGAUAACCCGCCAAUGGAGUACACGCACGCUGCAUCAACCGAUCAUUCAUCGGCAUUACCGCAAGAAUUAGGGGACGAGGUGGCGGAGAAGGCUGGACCCAGUCAAGGAUGGGGUCGCACAUUGCGGACAUUGCCGGCCUGGAUUCGUUCUUUUGAGUAUUCAGCUGAGGAGGAUAUCGAAGCCACCGCCACCUCUAGACUGCUGCCCUCGCAGCCGGGCGAUGCCGUUGUCGCGCAACAUAAUCACUCGCCAUAUUCGACCUCGCAAUCGCGUCCAUUCCAAGGGGAGAAUGCGGAAGAAGAGGCCGCGCAGCGUGAAUCGCGCUGGAAAAGUUUCUCCAAGACUAUAGCCUAUCCUCGAGAACCAGGCUUGGAGGAGCAACGUGUGACGCCAGAAUGGAUGCACGAAAACAUCGGCAACUACGCGCUACCAUGGCGAGGCCAGCUUGAGACCGACGAAAACACCGAAGAUCCGCUCAAGAAGAAGCGGCGUCGCCAAAUAUGGUUCAAGCGCUUCCACAACACCCUUCUGCAAAGCCCGAUUGUACCGCUGGUCGUUCGGUUGACGGUGUGGGCUUUUUCUCUAACGGCUUUGGCGCUUGGAAGUUCCAUUCAGCGGCUUUCGAAUGACUUUCCUCGCCCUCAGGGGCCCUCGGCCUUGAUGGCAAUUAUCGUUGACGCUGUUGCUUUGAUUUACCUCGUUUACAUCACCUGGGAUGAAUAUACAGCGAAGCCAUUGGGGCUGCGCUCCCCAUCCGCUAAAGCACGACUCAUUCUUUUAGAUAUUUUCUUUAUUGUCUUCGACUCGGCCAACUUGAGUCUGGCUUUCGAGUCCCUAUCAAGUGCGGAGGGCGCAUGCACUUACGCAGAGAUCAACCAACAAUUGGUGCCCAAAAACGACAAUAUUUGCAGGCGCCAGAUUGCUCUGGCGUCUGUUCUACUGAUUGCACUCAUAGCUUGGCUUGUCACAUUUUCGAUCAGUGUCCUCAGGUAA